AUGCACAUUCCCGGAGAAGAGCAAUGUGUAAUCUCCGAUCAAGACCAAUUGACCAGACCAGAUCUAUUUGUCGAGAAUGAUGCACACACCACGUUUACUGUGAAUUAUUUUAGAAAUACUUGUGUGGAUCCUCCCCAAAAAGAAGGUGGACGACUCGAGGCUCGCUUGACUGGAUUCCGUGGCGGUGAGGGUAUCCUUGAACUUGCCCAGCAAAAAGGGAAAAAUCCUAAACUUCUUGCGAUAAUGACUGGAUUGCAAGAAAAUAAGAACUUUCAUUUGAUUUACGUUCCUGACAUAGAGUUGUCUUCAUGCUAUAAGGCGGGUUUAUUAAACGAUCACAAA
Molecule: messenger RNA, 342 nt
Organism: Strongylus vulgaris
Lineage: Eukaryota; Metazoa; Nematoda; Chromadorea; Rhabditida; Strongylidae
Source: the annotation of a GenBank genome assembly